CUUCUGCAAAAAUCCUCCACCUCUUUUAUUAGAAAUUGAAAUUAACAUAGGGUUUUUGCUCCAUGUAUCGCGCAAAUAGGCUAUACUCCAAGGUAUUGAUGUUGGUGGCCAGAUUCCAAGCCAGUUGCAAAUCCUAUCAAUGUUCAUCUAGCGUGAAGGCGAAGAUGGAGGAGAAGGUGGAAGAGGAGGCAACGGUGAAGGGAGGCAGAGGCGAAGGUGGAGUCAGAAGUGGAGACAAAAGUGGAGCCGGAGGCAGAGGCAGAGGUGGAGCUAGAGCUGGAGUUGGAGUCGGAGUCGGAGCCAAAGUUAGGGCCAGAGUGGAGAUCGAGAUCGGAGGUUAUGAGAGGUGACUUUAGGGCCCUGUGUCAUCCUUGUUUUAAGUUGGUAUUUUCUUAAAUUUGAUAUGUUAAAUGGUGUUCAUUUUAUUUUAUUUUUUUUUCCAAAUUUAUCAUUUAUUGAUAUUUUCCUACUCUAUUUUUUCUUUUUCAACAAAAGGGUAAAUAAAAUGCCUUUGACUAA
Rubroshorea leprosula is the source of this 519-nucleotide messenger RNA. NCBI's taxonomy places the organism in Eukaryota, Viridiplantae, Streptophyta, Magnoliopsida, Malvales, Dipterocarpaceae. The record is from the annotation of a GenBank genome assembly.